Messenger RNA from Drosophila santomea, 1369 nucleotides. RefSeq lists its product as uncharacterized. Bases 1097 to 1369 code for a protein of 90 amino acids. The record is from RefSeq and is a predicted model, not a curated record. NCBI's taxonomy places the organism in Eukaryota, Metazoa, Arthropoda, Insecta, Diptera, Drosophilidae. The transcript has 2 exons.
AGAUCGACGUUUUUUUAUGGGUUAGAAGAUUUCUUGUUUAUAUGAAUUGAUGUUAUCAUUUCGGUUUGUAUUUGCUUCGGUUUCUCUUCCGUUCUUUAUAGUUUUAAGGGUUACUUGAACGUCUGUUUGUUGUUGAUAUGUUUUUUUUUGCAAUGUAAAACUCUUUUUUCCAAGUGUACAUUAAAUUUCAUUUGCCAGUCGCGAGACUGUGUGUAAUAAUUCGUCAUGCUGGCCGCAUUUGAACCCGCAUAGCUCGCUGCCGCAGUCUGCGUCUCUGGGUUUUGGUGUUCAGUUGGUGUUCGGGAUUCGGGGCGGGGUCCGGGGUCCGGGGAUUUUACUCGAGCCGAGCCGGGCCGGGCCAUUCCCAAUGUUUUUCGUACCCCCAACCCACCCCCAGCCCCAACACCGCCCCUAAUUUGCGAGGCAGCGGCGGAAAGAUAAUGCCCGCUUCUCUUAGCUGCGCUCUUAGUUUUCUUGCCGGAUUCGAUCGCUCUCUGCGGCGGCUCGGCUUCGGCUUCAAGUGGAUUUUACAGUUAUAUAGUAUUGUAGAGAAAGAGAUAUAUUGUAUCUUAUGGAUACGGCUGGCACAAAUACUUUUCGCCACUGGCGACGCCGCUUUUUCGUACAUUUUUCUUUUUCUCUUUUAAUAUUAUAUAUAUUUGAUUAUUUGAUUUGUGAAUCACGGCAAACAGACAGUUGUUGAGGUUGAGUUGUGGAUAAAUGGGUGUGAGUUUGCUGGAAAAUUAGAGAUACAGCUCAGUUGCUGCUGGAAGAUGUAGGUGUCUGUUCGUCCGCUUUUCCCCUUCCUGUUUAUCUGCGGUAAUAUUUUAAUCUGCACUCGAGAUUUCUUUUAGAAUAUAAUUUAGCGUUAUGCCAGAAAAUUGCGAUUAGAUUCCCUCGCUGUCAUGCCGCUGGGGUUGAUAGUUUAAUAACUUCCCCCGAUGAAUGAAUUCUUGUUAUUGCGGGUUCCUGUUAUCAUUCUAGAUUUGCUACCAUGUUUUAGAGCCGUACAGUAUUUUAGUUUCGAGCAGUUGAACGCCUCCGCUUAAAAAUUGAAUGCCGUGUUUAUGUGGAAUGCUAGUUUCUUCCUAAACAUAUGUGUUUGCUGAUAAGGAUUUCCAUAGCAGGACACAAAGGACCGCUUAUCGCGGUGGUGCACGAUAAAGUUAGCCAGCAUAGACCAGCACCCCUUUCUUCGGCCUUAUCGUCCCUGCAAAUGCUUGACAAUAAAUUAGAUUUUGUGCAAAUUCUCCCGUCCGAUCGAUCCACUCAAUGGUGUCCGUCCGCCAUGAUGGUGCAUAAAGUGGAAAGAAUCCGAACACCGGACGAGAACUAUACUUUACCUCGGGCAAAUCGCAAGUUCGUGUGA